GCCAAUUGCAGAAUUGCAAAGCAUCACGGUAGUUUAAUUACAUAGCAAGAUUUUUCAACAUGGCGAUUGUAUUUUUCGAAAGUGGCACUGUGCUAAACACACGAAAUUUGCAAGAAAACUUCUGUCAUUUUUGAUUCGAUUAAAGUUUGUACGAAAUAUGUACAACUUGUUUCGUAUUUCUACUGCGUCUUGGUGUUCUACGAGCGACUGCACUUAAAAUAUUCAAGAUAGCGUACAGAGUCGUUGAAGCUGGGAAGGAGUUCGAUCCGCCGUUGUCAGGUACAAAUUUUUGAGUAUUUCACGAUCAAAAGGUAAGUACUGUAUUAAAUUAUUUUUGUAGUGAGGAACACGUUGUGAUUUUGUGUUUGCCCGAAUAUUUCAACGAUCGGUUUAAUUGUAGAGGCUCGAGAGGUAAAAAUGUUUGCACACUUGACGAUCAUGAAACAACACAUGUUUGAUCAAACGUUCUUUUCACAAACCAAAACAUUGAAGUUGUCUGGCGGGAAAAAUAAAAACAGUUACUCUUUCAAAUACCGAGCUUUCACAUUUCAAAGGUUUUGAAAUAUUUAAAAAGUAUUUUUAAGUACUAUUCACUGCUGUUCAAGUUUCUCCUUGGAGUUUUUUAACAACAACACAUUCACGCGAGUCAAAUUUUACGCAACGUCGCUUGUUUCGAGCAAAUUUUGCAGCCUUUUGGUUUACCAUUUAUUUUGAUAUGGAGGAUGAAGUACAGUGGACAAAAAAUCUUCGUGGUAUUCCCGCAUUUACGCAUGCAUUAUUGCUUGAACAUUUGAUAACUGACGACUCAAGUAAACUUGGAAAACCACCGAAUGCUCACAAGCAUAAAAAGUACGGCUAUCAACUAUUCAAAGAUAAGAUGGUUACCCAGGUUAAAGUCAAACCUAAUGUUUUAAAAGGCCAGGAAAAGUUUUUCCUCUUUAAAUGUGUUGUGCAUGCCUCUAUGAAAAAGGCACACUAUGCUGUAUAUGUUCACCUACGCCAAGACACUGGUAAAAUAUCCCAUGCAAGUUGUACUUGUACAGCAGGAAAAGGUGGCUGCUGUAAACAUGUAGCUGCCUUAUUGUUUCAAAUUUUGGACUAUAUCCAACUUGAAUUACCUGAAGUCCCAGAUGACUUAACAUGUACACAACUUUUACAACAGUGGCAUGUGCCUAAUACUAGUGAGAAACUUGAGAGUGCAGUGCUUUUCGACCAAGUAAAAAUUAGCAAAGCAACUUCCAAGACAGAGAAGCAUUAUGUCUCAGAAUACAACAACCCAGCACCUGUUUUUGCUAAGUGUGUAAAUGUUGAAGAUUUAAAAAAACUAGAAGAUGGUUUAAAAACUGUUGGCACUUGUGAUUAUUUGCAGGGCCUUUUAGCAUCUAAUAAUUGUGAACCAUUCCACUAUCAGGAAUUUGUCAAGGAAUUACCUUCUAAAAAGGCAUUUAAUGAUGCAGACCUAUUUGCAAAUCAAAUGUACAAUGUUGAAAUUCGAAAAUCUAUACUGGAACAAAUUACUGUUCCUGACUUUACAGAAGUGUGCAAAUAUUUACCUUCUCAGGAGUAUAUGCCAUAUACUAAAAGCACUCUUUAUACAACCAAAGAAAAAUGGUUGAUAUUGAAUGCAAUACAAGAGGUCAAUCCCAAUGUAAACUAUGCCCCAGAAGCCUGUCAGUGGGGCAACAGUAAUGAGCAGAUGGCCAUUCAAAAAUAUUUAGAGCAAAAGAAUUUUGAAGACCUGAUGAUGAGUGCAUGUGUUCAGUGUGGGUUAUUUGUUAACAUUGAAGCCCCAUGGCUUGGUGCAAGCCCAGACUGUUUGCUACAUGAUCAUGUAGAGCCAUCAUUUGGAAUAGGAGAGGUGAAAUGUCCAUUUUCAAAAAAAGAAAUGACAAUUAUAGAAGCCUGCAAGGUUGACCCAUCAUUCUAUUUACAUGUACUUAAUGGAAAACCACAACUUAAGAGAAACCAUCAUCAUUUUUAUCAAAUUCAAGGUGUUAUGUCUGCCUGCAAAGUGAAUUGGGGAGACUUUAUUGUUUAUACAAACAAAGAAGUUUUUAGUGAAAGAAUUUACUUUGACCAUGAAUUGUGGUACAAAACAAUGUUACCAAAACUUACUUCUUUUUAUUUCACAUACAUUUAUCCGAAACUAGCUACUUAAGAAAUAAUUUAAAACAAUUGUUUGAUAUUUAUUCUGAUUCACACUUUUCGUUUAUCAAGGGUGGGUAAAAUAGAGUGAGGUAUGAACAAAUUACCCAUAUUUUGUUCAAGUCUGAUGACAUCUUGAGGGGAAAAACAUUUUUUAUAAUUCUAUAACUCUUUAUACGUUGUAUUGCUCUUUCCACAUGUACUCUCAAUGAUGCAAUCUUCCGUGUGUCAUUUUCAGCCCCAAGUGAAAGUUGACUAGCACCAUUUAGAAAAGGUGGUAUAUUAAGCCCAACCCCAGCAGGCAUGUCAUCUGCUAUAUCAAAACCCCUGUCUGCCAUAAUGUCAUCACCUGAUUCAAGCAAAUUAAGAAUCCCACAAUCUUUUGUCACUUGUUUAUCAGAUGCCCUUCCAGCAUACAAUUCGGAUACAAAUGUUGGAUACCCAGCAGGAGAAAUUCCAAGCAACCCCUUAGCUGUAUUGUGAUUUUUGUAUGACGAGUAUGUUACAGACUGACUUCUAAAUGAUGUUGGCAUUUCAAGAAGUAGUUCUGUGCAAUCAAUAAUUACACGGGUAUUUGGAUAUGUUUCUUUAAAAGAUUGUGGCAUAGUUUGUUGCACAUAAUCACGUGAUGCCCAGAUAGGAAGGGCUCUUAACUUGUGAUAUAGAAACUCUAACCAAGUUGCCCAUAUACGGGAAACUUGAGCCUCUGAAAUGCCAAAUCUGUGAGCAAUGUCAACCCCCAUGAGACCGCACCGCAGGCGAACUAAAACCAUAAACAACUCUUGCUCUGGUGUCAUAGACCUUUUUCGCCCCUGCUUUUUUGACUCUGCCGAGUAUUCCACAUUGUUACUCGAUCCAGCAUAAGUUAAGAAAUUACAUGCUGGCUGGAGAAAGUCAAAGAAAACUUUAAAUGUCGCAUAAUUUUGGAAACCUGUGUAGAAUUUAAAAUUUAUGUCGCUGGCAAGUACAUGUUCUAAUCGCAGUGCACACUGUUUAUAUUUAGAUGAUAACUCCUCGUAUUUUCUUUGUAAAGCUACAUGAUCAUUUUUCAAUUUUUCAUAGUCCGAAUCUUGUACAUCAAAGGUAGUAUUGUGCUGUUCAAACUGGUUUGUUUCAGUGGUUGUGUCCUUGUUUAUUACACAUGUAUGUGCCCUUCCACGACUGCUAUUUUCAGUCUGUCUGCAUGAUAUUUUUGCAACAGUUGGCAAUGCACCAAAAGAU
Dendronephthya gigantea is the source of this 3366-nucleotide messenger RNA. RefSeq lists its product as uncharacterized. Bases 716 to 2158 code for a protein of 480 amino acids. Gene Ontology annotation, molecular function: zinc ion binding. The record is from RefSeq and is a predicted model, not a curated record. The transcript has 2 exons. Lineage: Eukaryota; Metazoa; Cnidaria; Anthozoa; Malacalcyonacea; Nephtheidae.